GAUUAUGAAAAGAAAAUGUUUGAAAGAAAAUUAACAUAUGAGGAUGAAGAAGAUGAUUGUUCCAGUGAUGAUAGUUCUGAAAGUAAAGGAAAGGAAAAAGAAAUUAGUAUUACUGAGAUUGAUAAUAACGUUGUUAAGAAAGGAAAAGAAAAAGAAAGUAUUACUGAGCUUGAUAAUAAAAUUGCUAAAGAAGAAGAAAUUAGUAUUAAUGAUCUUAACAAUAAGAUUAAUGAACUUAAUCGUAGGAAUGAUGAGAUUAAUAGUAAGGUUGAUAAAUUACUUAAUGUAAUAUUAAGUAAAGAAAAUACUGAGAUUGGGAAUCUCAAAAUUUAA
This is a messenger RNA of Funneliformis caledonium, 333 nucleotides long. The record is from the annotation of a GenBank genome assembly. Lineage: Eukaryota; Fungi; Glomeromycota; Glomeromycetes; Glomerales; Glomeraceae.